AUGGUGCCGUGUGAUAUGGAAUAUCACUUUGGUCAGUUGGGGUCAACAGUCCUGGCUGUAUCCCCUCCCAAUUUCUUGUGCAUCCCCAACAUCCUUACUCGUAGAGUCUUAGGAGCAGUAGAAAAGGCCUUCAUGCUGUGUAAGCCCUGCUCAGCACAAAAUGAGCUGAACUCCUUCCUGUGGACCAUCAAGAAAGAUCCCCCGUCCUAUUUCUUUGGCACCAUCCAUGUCCCGUACACGCGUGUCUGGGAUUUUGUCCCAGAGAACUCCAAAAAAGCCUUCCAGCAGAGCCACAUCGUGUACUUUGAGCUGGACCUCACUGACCCCUACACCAUCUCAGCUCUCACCAGCUGCCAGCUCCUGCCACAGGGGGAGAACCUCCAGGAUGUGCUGCCCCGUGACAUCUACCACCGACUCAAGCGGCACCUGGAGUAUGUCAAGCUCAUGAUGCCAUCCUGGAUUACCCCAGACCAGCGGGGCAAAGGGCUGUAUGCAGACUAUCUCUUCAAUGCCAUUGCUGGCAACUGGGAGAGGAAGAGGCCAGUCUGGGCAAUGCUGAUGGUGAACUCUCUGACAGAAGCAGACAUCAAGUCACGGGGUGUGCCCGUCCUGGAUCUGUACCUGGCCCAGGAAGCGGAGCGGCUGCGGAAGCAAACGGGUGCUGUGGAGAAAGUAGAAGAGCAGUGCCACCUGCUCAAUGGGCUGAACUUCUCCCAGGUGGUCUUUGCUUUGAAUCAGACUCUCUUGCAGCAGGAGAGACUCCGAGCAGGCAGUGUCCAGAUCCCCUAUACGACUGAAGACCUUAUCAAGCAUUACAACUGUGGGGACCUCAGCUCCAUCAUCUUCAACCAUGACACUUCUCAAGUCCCAAAUUUCGUUAAUGCUACACUUCCAGCCCGUGAACACAUUACUGCACAAGAGACAGACAGCUACUUCCGUCAGGAGCUCAUCUACAAGCGAAACGAGCGAAUGGGCAGGAGGGUGAAGGACCUGCUGGAAGAGCACCCAGAAAAGAGUUUCUUCUUUGCAUUUGGAGCUGGUCACUUCAUGGGCAACAACACAGUGAUUGAUGUUUUGAGGAGAGAAGGGUACGAGGUAGAACACACUCCAGCUGGACAAGCCAUCAACAACCAAAAAUCUCCCAAAACCUUGUUAGCCUUUUCAUCAUCACACAGUCCCUAUGCCACGUCCCAGGAGCUCCCACUGCCAUUGCACCCCCAGAAGGAGGAGGAGGAGAAGGAAGAGUUCCUGCCUCACCUGCUACUGCCUGACAGCAUCGAUGUGCUGGAUAAGGUAGACAGGAAGUACAAAAAGAAGAAGAAGAAGCAGCAACAGAAGAAACGCAGAUUGCGACAGUUUAACGACCUCUGGGUUCGCCUGGAAGAAAGUGCUACCGACCAUCCUCCCCGGAUCCGCAUCAUUAAUGGCUACAUCACGGUGGAAUCCCAGCCCCGGGGCCACGGGCGGUCCAGCCACACCCGCACAGACACCAGCAGUGCUCACCAGCGUUCCCGUUCUCUCUUCCUUCCGCUGCUGGCUUUGACUUUGCACAUGAUAAUGCUGCACUGAAACACAGGGGGACCCAAGUUGCAGGGCUGUUGCCUUAAAAAUAAAUAAAUAAUAAAAAAAGAAACCUACGUGAAAAAAAUGAAAUAGAAGACUCUGGGUGGUUCACCCGUUCUUUGGGGUGUUCUUAAACUGCCUUCUUUUCCUGAGUCUGGAUGAUUAACACUAUUAACUGGUUUGACCUACCCAAUACAGGAGAAGAUAUUUUGAUGAAAGUGUUAUUUAUCCUUCUCUUGCAGAAGAAUGAUUUCAUGUUAUCCCAUAAUGCUUUGGGGAGAUUAUAAUGUUGCUAUAACAUAGCUGUUGUUUAGCUAUAUGAGCCCAACUAAAUUACAAUUUUUUCACCUUCAGUGCCUUGUAAGAAGAUUUACAUACCACUGACCUGUUUAUUAGAACAUAUUUUGGUCAUAUGAGCACAGCUGCGAAAGAGAGGUUGAUAUUUUAUGUCUCUACUUCGUAAUGUUUUUAUGUCUUGCUUGUUAGGGCUCCAGAUUACAUAUAAUGGUUCAUGACAACACCUUCUACAAUAGAAUAAAACAGUGAAGACUUGUGAACAGAA
Messenger RNA from Manacus vitellinus (golden-collared manakin), 2125 nucleotides. Its product is annotated as metalloprotease TIKI1. Gene Ontology annotation, cellular component: membrane. The transcript is spliced from 7 exons. NCBI's taxonomy places the organism in Eukaryota, Metazoa, Chordata, Aves, Passeriformes, Pipridae. The coding region runs from base 1 to 1569 and encodes 522 amino acids. Gene Ontology annotation, molecular function: metalloendopeptidase activity. Gene Ontology annotation, biological process: negative regulation of Wnt signaling pathway. The record is from RefSeq and is a predicted model, not a curated record.